AUGGGAGCAAGUCGACGAACUUUUCUUUCCCAACUUGGCCGGAAAAAUGGCUUUCAAAUAGAAGAUAAUUUCAGUGCUGGUGUCACUCAUGUCAUCUCUGAAAACAACUCUGGGGAUGAGGUGAGGAUGUGGCUGGACUUGCAGCCAAAAGGACAAACUAAAGCGACUGUAAAACUUCUGGACAUAAGCUGGUUCACUGAGAGCAUGCGUGCCGGCCGCCCUGUGGAGAUACUGGACAAGCAUGAAUUGCAGGUAGUGCUACCAGAUAAAGAACAGUUUUUGAUGCCAAGUUAUGCCUGUCAGAGACUAACCCCAUUGGAAAGCCAUAACAACAAGUUCACUGAAGCUCUGUCCCUUUUGGCAGAAAACGCAGAGCUUAAUAACGAGGAGGGCCGAGCUGUUGCCUUUCGACGAGCUGCAGCAGUUUUGAAAGCACUCCCUGUGAUGGUCACGUCUGCAACUCAGCUCCGAGGGCUGCCCUGUCUGGGAGAGCACUCACAGAGGGUCAUCAAGGACAUUAUUGAGAAUGGAGUAUCAAAUGAAGUAGAAUCAACUAUGCACUCUGAGCGUUUCAAAGCACUGAAGCUUUUAACUGGCAUUUUUGGAGUUGGGGCAAAAACUGCUGACCGAUGGUUUAAGGAGGGGAUUCAAAGCCUCACUCAAUUGGUUCAUUCAGGACAUGAGCUAAAUCCUGCCCAACAAGCAGGUCUGGAGCACUAUCACGACCUCAACCAGCCAGUUACAAAAGCUGAAGCGGAGGCCAUUGGUGACAUUGUGAGAAGGGUAGUACUUGACGUGUUGCCGGGGUCGGAAAUGACCCUCACUGGAGGAUUUAGGAGAGGGAAAAUGACAGGACAUGACGUUGACUUUUUGAUCACUCACCCAGAUGAGGGCAAAGAAACAGGACUUAUUUCUAAAGUGGUCUCUUUGUUAACUGCACAGGGUUUGUUGUUGUACCAGAAAACCACAAGAAACUCAUAUAUGGAGAACAAAGGCAGACUGGCGCAACCAUCUUCAACUAUGGACCGAUUUGAAAGGUGUUUCUGCAUUUUUAAGCUGGAGAUAAAGGAGAUGAGACCAGAUAAAGACUGGAGGGCUGUCAGAGUGGAUUUAGUGGUGGCCCCCAUAAGCCAAUAUGCCUUUGCUGUUUUGGGCUGGACUGGGUCUAAGUUGUUUGAGAGAGAGUUGCGCCGUUGGGCAAGUCAGGUCAAGUCCAUGUCUCUCAGUAGCCACGCUCUUUUUGACAUCAAACAGUGUAAGUAUCUGAGGACGACGUCAGAGGAAGAAAUAUUUUCUCACCUUGGUCUAGAGUUCAUUCCACCAACUGAAAGAAAUGCUUAG
Molecule: messenger RNA, 1341 nt
Organism: Knipowitschia caucasica
Lineage: Eukaryota; Metazoa; Chordata; Actinopteri; Gobiiformes; Gobiidae
Source: the annotation of a GenBank genome assembly